This is a messenger RNA of Colletotrichum tamarilloi, 375 nucleotides long. RefSeq lists its product as uncharacterized. The record is from RefSeq and is a predicted model, not a curated record. NCBI's taxonomy places the organism in Eukaryota, Fungi, Ascomycota, Sordariomycetes, Glomerellales, Glomerellaceae. Bases 1 to 375 code for a protein of 124 amino acids. The transcript is spliced from 2 exons.
AUGGAAGACGACGCCAAAAAAAAAAAAAAAAAAACGAUUACGACGAUACGAAGCCGACAUCAGCCACGAGCCUGCGAAAAAAAAGGCGUGUACGGUGUGGCAUCCCGCGUACACAAUUACGCACAGGGCGUGAGCGUGCGGACGGACGAAUCCCGUCCGACUGGAGACGGCGAACCCAAAGGAGAUAAGCCCCAGGGCCCCCCCCCCCCAGAGGAACCGACGGAGAAGACAACCUCCCGCAAUUGCCCUGCCAGAAAUCCGCUGGACGGGCGACAGAACUGUUCCCUCGGGGCCCGAACGUGGAGAUACGUGGUGCGCAUAGGGGCCCGAGCGCGUCCCUUUUUCGAGGCCGAGGCCACCGUCAUCCCGCGCUGA